This is a messenger RNA of Cricetulus griseus (Chinese hamster), 1643 nucleotides long. The record is from RefSeq and is a predicted model, not a curated record. Lineage: Eukaryota; Metazoa; Chordata; Mammalia; Rodentia; Cricetidae.
AGCCCCCACCAGCCCGCCUAGGGAGCGGCUGGUCCCUGAGCCCCAACAAGCUAUUACUUUCUGGAGAUUCUUGCUUCUCCCUGCUGCUCUCAUCCCUCUUGGAGCUCUCCAUCUGGACCCCUGGUCCCAGUCCCUAGAAGAGACAUGGAAGAAUUUUUGCAACGCGCCAAAUCUAAACUGGAUCGAAGUAAACGAUUGGAGAAGGUCCAUGCAGUUAUUGGACCUAAGUCAUGUGACUUGGAUUCUCUGAUUUCUGCCUUCACAUAUGCAUACUUUCUGGACAAGGUCAGUCCACCUGGGGUCCUCUGCUUGCCAGUGAUGAACAUCCCAAGAACUGAAUUCAGCUACUUCACAGAGACAAGGUUUAUUUUAGAAGAGCUGAACAUCUCUGAAUCAUCCCACAUAUUCCGAGAUGAAAUUAACCUGCAUCAGCUGAACGAUGAAGGAAAACUGUCCAUAACGCUUGUGGGCAGCCACGUCCUGGGGAGUGAGGACAGAAGUUUGGAAGCGGCGGUUGUCAGAGUCAUUAACCCCGAUGAGCAGAGCGAUGGCGAGCUGGGGUUGCCUGAGUCUUCUUCCUCGCUGGUGCUGAAGGAGCUCCUGCGCGAGGCCCCCGAGCUCAUCACCCAGCAGCUGGCACAUCUCCUCAGAGGUGAGGGCGACACUGCCAGAGUAAAGACGGGAGGCUUAAUGGGCUGGUUCUGGGCCUGCUCAUGCAGAAAGAGUGCGAUCCAUUCUUGGGUUAACAAUCCCUUUAAAGACCCCGGGAGCUCCAUCAGAGAGGCAGGGAGUAAAGGGUUUGUUAAAGAGUAGCAUUAUAUUGAAUAUUAAAAAUGUGCAUUUAGAAACAGGCACAAGGGCCUGUGCUGUUUCACUAGACAAGAAUGUUAAAUGGGGCUGCUGCAUCGUGGUUGCAGAGAGAGCUGCUCCUCAAGCUGUGUUAAUAGCCUCCAAAGGAGAUUCUCGCCUGUGACAGCGAGAGUGCAGAUCAGAAUUCCCUGUUUCUGUGGCCUUGGAGUAUCCCCUUAUCCUUAUGCAUGCUUGGCUUAUAGAAUCCUGCCUGCCAGGCAAAAUGUUCACCUUUGUUUCAAUGAUAUGAUGGAGGGCCCUGCAGCUUGAUCUUUCACUGGUUGCAGUUAACAAGGACUUCCUUUUCUGCAUGGUAUUGUCACAAUCAACCUUCGGUAUCCAUGGCCUCCACCUCACGAACACAACCAAAACAAUCACUUUAAACUGUUUGUAUCAACACAGUGAAGGAUCUUGUAGAUCUUGCCUUUUGCUCUAGCUGCCUCACUGGCAAUCGGUCUUAAGUGUAUUUGUUCUUACUUUUCCUUCUCCUAGAGCACACUUGGUAUUUGUUAUUUUUGUAUAUAGUUUUGUAUCAAGCCUAAAUCUUUUCUUUAGAUUAAAAGGGGAACUAUUGUGAGAUACCCACCCCACCAGCACCUGUAGCGGGCAUGGUCAUGGGUGCAGACAUGACGGGGUGGGUUUAGGUCUGGGAUUAGGACAGGUGACUGUGGCUCUCUUGCUUCUGGUCGGGUGACAGAGGGCAGCCUGGGUGAGUCCUUGGAGCUGGAACUUGCGGCAGUUACCCAGUUCUUGUAUGAGUGCAUUCUCCCUGAAUAAACUUCACUUAACCUGUA